AUGACCGAGAAAUCAUCAUUAAAUAGUUUAAUUAUACUACCAGAUAUAGAACCUGGUGUGAUAGAUAAUGCGAUGCUAACUCGUUGCAUUUUGGAAUAUGGACCCAAGGAAGAAGCAGGAAGAUUAUUCGCAGAAGAAGGUGUUCAUUUAGACGAAGCACUCGUAGUACGACUUGAGUUUCAAAAUAUUUUAAGAAUUGAUCAUCUAUGGAUGCUUAAGUCAUUGAGAAAGUUAACCCUAGCACAUAAUCUAAUAGAAAAGAUUGAACAUUUGGAGCUUUUAACUGGUCUCAAUGAAUUGGAUUUAUCAUUUAAUAAAAUUGAGAAAAUAGAAAAUUUAGACACUCUCGUUAAUUUAGAAGUUUUGACAUUAUUUCACAAUAGAAUAAGAAAACUGGAGAAUAUGGAAACUCUCCAAGAUUUAUUGGUGUUUAGUAUUGGUGACAAUCUCAUUGAAGAUUAUAAGGAGAUGGCAUACGUGAGGCGUUUUCGAAAACUAAGAUCGGUGAGUUUUAAGGGCAAUCCGUGUUGUGACGACCCUAUGACUUACCAGUUCUUAAAAUCUGCUCUCACCAGAGUAACAUAUUUAGAUUAUAAAUUAGUGACCGAAGAAGAAAGGGAAGCUGGCGUUGGAUUUUUCCGAGGCCUUCUGAGAAAAUUAGAUGAAUCAGAUGAAAAAGCUGAAAAAGAAAGAAUAGCUAAGGAGGAGUACGAUGCUAGAGUCAAAUUUUAUGCCCUUUCUUUUGUGGAAUAUUUAAGUGGACCAGAGCUUUUAGAGUCAAUGUUCGAAAAAGAUCCAGAUGGAACUUUAUUAUUGAAAGUUGGCGGAGAGCUAAUAGGAUUUUUUGAUCAGUACAAGGAACAAUACGUCGAAACCAUGGCUGACUUAGUCGAGUUUGCUCAAGAAGCAUACAAUGCGAGACAACAUGAAAUUAAACUAUUCAAAGAUCUCGUUGACAAUGCUCUGGCGGAGAGUGUACAGAAAAGCAAAGAAGUGGUUUUUGAAUUUGAAGAAAAAAAGAAACCUUUGGUGGAACAAAUGAAUCAGAUUAUAGGAAAAUUUACGGCCAAACAGGCUACAAUGGAGCAAUUAGAACCCAACAUUAUAGAUGCGGGCGAAGCGUUUAACGAUCUUAUUUAUGACCUAUGGAAAAAACUGAUGACCCUCGAGAUGCAACUCUAUGAACAAUGCGAGGAAUCCCGGGUUCAAUUCGCUGUGAACAUGACGGAGAUGAUAACAAAACUGCUCGAAGUUUCGAGAAAUGCGUUCGGAGCGUGGCGCGAACACGAGGGCAUGUGGUCCAUGCGUCAGUUCGAGACGCUAUCCAAGCUGUUAGGAAACAAAGUUAUGCUCGGAGACGCACCACCGGAGCUGUUUGAGAUUAUGAUGGAUAGAGAUCAAAUGAUGAAUCUUGUUGCUCAAUCGUCGGACAAUCACAUGAGGUUCAUCGAUGCAAGGGAGGAUCUUCUCAUGUCUCGUGCUAAUUCCUGGAGAGAUGAAUUAGUACAAGGCACCAACGACAAUGAGAUAAAGAGAAAUAGGGAUAGAAUUUUGGAAAUUUAUUAUUUCAUUGACAAUCAGCGAGAAGAAUGGACGGACAUGCAAAUGAGCAUGACAGUAACAGUGGACCCAGAAACAGCUGCGCUGUUGGGAGAUGAUUUUUGA
Molecule: messenger RNA, 1665 nt
Organism: Danaus chrysippus (African queen)
Lineage: Eukaryota; Metazoa; Arthropoda; Insecta; Lepidoptera; Nymphalidae
Source: the annotation of a GenBank genome assembly